AUGCCGCCCAUCGCAAAAGUCGUUGUCGGCCCAGUCUCGAUUCCCGUCCAGUAUAACAUUCCGGACGCCCAACUCUUCAGCCAGAAAUGGUGGGCGGAAGCCACAAAGACGAACUUCUUCUGGACCCAGUUCAAGAGAUACACUUCUCGUGGCACUAUCAACAAAAGAAUUGGGUUGGAAAUCAAAACCGAAGUCGUGGAAGGUACUCGCGGAUUGCAGGUUAAGUCCAAUGCAGCAGAAACAGCUCAAGGAAAGGGCCGUCCGAAACAAAAGAAGAGGAUGCGGCCUGAGAGCACACCUCUAGCCCCCACACCUGUCGCAACAUCUGGGACAGAAGAGGAAACAGACUCUGAUUCUGAGGCACAUUUCAUCGAGGAAAGACUGGAGACUGACGACCUCGGAAUUGGAGAAGACAUGCCGGGCCCGGGACCUUCUGCACGCCCUCGUCAAAAACCAGCCUAUUUUCCCCCGUUUGAAUGCACGAGGUGCACCAAAGAAACAGCCUUCAGCGACAUUAGCAUUGAACAUGACGGUACCUUACUCUGCAAGGCGUGCAAAGGCAAUGUACCUGAAGUAGCCUCCGGGGAUAUUGCCGUUGAGAUGCCCACCCAAGCAGGCGGACUUUUCGAACCACUAAAGGACACAAGGGCCGCUCUUCUCGAACCACCAAAGGACACAAACGCCAGCCAAGCUACCAAGCCAGAAUCCCUCGUCGUCAAGGUGGAGGACGAGAAACCCGAACUACAAGAUAGGCCAGCCACCACUGGUGCGGCCACGAAACCUAAGCGACAGCGACAGCGCGAGGACGAUGGACGGAUCCUCACAAUCAACGGAGAGGAGUGGUUGGUCUAUGCCGACGAGAAGGGUGACGAGCACGCGAUCAAGCUCGGAAUGGCUAGCAAGAAGAUCAAGAUUGAGCUGGACUGA
This is a messenger RNA of Cladophialophora yegresii CBS 114405, 927 nucleotides long. RefSeq lists its product as uncharacterized. The record is from RefSeq and is a predicted model, not a curated record. The coding region runs from base 1 to 927 and encodes 308 amino acids. The transcript has a single exon. NCBI's taxonomy places the organism in Eukaryota, Fungi, Ascomycota, Eurotiomycetes, Chaetothyriales, Herpotrichiellaceae.